Molecule: messenger RNA, 615 nt
Organism: Phytophthora infestans T30-4
Lineage: Eukaryota; Oomycota; Peronosporomycetes; Peronosporales; Peronosporaceae
Exons: 3
Coding region: 1-615 (204 amino acids)
Source: RefSeq, a predicted model, not a curated record
AUGCCCACAGCCAGACCCAGGACAUACCCGCCCACCAAGCGCAAAGCCAGUGGCGACUUCCUCCGUAAAGGUCAAUGGACUAGCACGGAGGAGAGACUAGCCCGUCUCUUGAUCGAGGCAUUUGAAGAAGGCUACUUGCCGAUCUAUACAGGCAUCCGACUGCGUGGCUACUUGGCCGUGCAGCUGCAAUGUGACCCCAUGCGGGUGUCCAAGAAGCUCUGUGCCGGUACCAUUGACGGCAAGCCAGUACCCAAGAACUACGGCCAGAAGAAGUUUAAGCUUCGUAAGAAAUCCAAUUGGGACUCGGACGAGGCGGCUUGUCGCAUAGCAGAGCUCCAGAGACUUACCAGAGCGCUGUGGACUGAGGCACGCAUAAGGAAACCCUCAUUCCUCACGCUGUCAACUACUCGCAAUGUGGCUAAGAGACGAGGAUCUGCUGAGGAUGACGACUCCAUGUCGUCACCUCCCAGUGGUCGAUCUCCGUCAUCAACGCCCAGAGCGAAGAAACAGAAAGUGUUUCCCAUCAUUUAUUUAAACCUGUCCAAGCUUAAACGCUAUUCGGGCAGAGGCGACAGCUGGACGGAGAGUCCUUGCAAGCUGCAUACGACCUGCUGA